GGAAGCGCGGUGCCCGGAAGCCGGGGCAGCGGCAAGAAGCGGAAGGGAGCGUGGCGGCCGCUCACAGCUUCUAGAAUUGGUGAUAUUUAGUGCAUCCAAGAAAUGCUUGUUUCUUCAUUCCCCAGUGAGGAAGUCUACCGUACCCAGCUGAACCUAAAGCGCUGACUAGGGAACCUUAGCCUGGCCUCCUCCUCCUGACACUGGCUUUUUCUAUAAAAUGGGAAUACUUAUUGCAAUCCUUGGAAUCUGGUUCAGCUCAUCACUUGCCAAAGGAGAUUCUAAGGCUGUGACAACAUCUCUAACUACAAAGUGGUCUUCAACUCCUUUAUUACUUGAAACAAGUGAAUUUUUAUCAGAAGAAGGUCAAGAAAGAUUCUGGAAUUUUAUUGAAGCAAGUCAAAAUAUUAAAUCAUCUCAACGUGAUGGUAGUGAUUACUCCUCUUACCAUGAAAUGCUGAAAGUAGCCUGCCAGAAUCUGUCACCUUUGCAGCAGAAUUUGUUGAAGUUUUCCUUAUCGUUACGUUCUUACUCUGCAACAGUUCAAGCUUUUCAACAGAUAGCAGCAGAUGAACCCCCACCAAAGGGUUGUAUCCUCUUCUUUGCUGUGCAUGGAGAGAAGACAUGUGAAUUUGACUCUCUUAGAAACCUUUUACAGACAGCUUCAGAAAGGCCAAAGCCAUUUUUGUUUAAAGGGGAUCACAGGUACCCAGUUUCAAACCCUGAAAGUCCUGUCGUCAUACUUUAUGCUGAGAUUGGCUCAGCGGAAUUCUACAGAUUCCACAAACGGCUUGUUUUAAAGGCCGAGGCAGGAGAAAUCACUUAUGUCCUCAGGCACUAUGUUGCUAAUCCCAGUAAAGAAAAAGUCUACCUCUCUGGGUAUGGUGUGGAACUGGCCAUUAAGAGUACAGAAUAUAAGGCCAAGGAUGACACCCAGGUGAAAGGUACAGAUGUAAAUGCUACAGUAAUAGAUGAAAAUGACCCCAUUGAUGAAGUGCAAGGAUUUCUCUUUGGAAAACUAAGGCAGCUGUAUCCUGACUUGACAGAGGAGUUGAAAGAGCUUAGAAAACACCUUGUGGAAAGCACCAAUGAAAUGGCGCCUUUGAAAGUAUGGCAGUUACAAGAUUUAAGUUUUCAAACUGCUGCCCGCAUUUUGGCUGCUCCCCCUAUGGAUGCUUUGAUGGUCAUGAAGGAUCUCAGUCAGAACUUCCCUACAAAGGCCAGAGCAAUAACAAAAACGGUUGUUUCCUCAGAACUCAGGACAGAAAUUGAAGAGAACCAAAAGUAUUUCAAAGGAACAUUAGGAUUACAGCCAGGAGAUUCUGCCCUGUUCAUCAAUGGACUACAUAUUGAUUUAGACACUCAGGACAUAUUUAGCUUGAUUGAUGUGUUACGCAAUGAAGCCCGUGUUAUGGAAGGCCUGCACAGCUUAGGAAUUGAGGGUCUUUCCUUGCACAAUGUUCUGAAGUUGAACAUCCAGCCAUCAGAUUCAGACUAUGCUGUGGACAUCAGAAGCCCUGCUAUUUCAUGGAUCAACAAUCUUGAGGUUGACAGCCGGUAUAAUUCCUGGCCUUCCAAUGUGCAAGAAUUGCUGCGUCCUACAUUUCCAGGGGUGAUCAGACAAAUCAGGAAAAACUUCCAUAAUUUUGUGCUCAUCGUGGAUCCUACUCAUGAGACUACAGCAGAAUUGUUUAACGUGGCAGAGAUGUUCUUCAGUAACCAUAUCCCACUGAGGAUAGGACUAGUCUUUGUGGUUAAUGACUCAGAAGAUGUUGAUGGACUUCAGGAUCCUGGUGUUGCCCUUCUUAGGGCAUACAAUUAUGUGGCACAAGAAAUGGAUAAUAAUUACGCUUUCCAGGCAGUCAUGUCUAUAUAUAACAAAGUAAAAACAGGAGAUCAGCUGAGAGUUGAGCAUGUGGUUAGUGUCCUUGAGAAACAGUAUCCUUAUGUGGAAGUGAACAGCAUUCUGGGAAUUGAUUCUGCCUAUGAUCAAAACAGAAAGGCAGCAAGAGGUUACUAUGAGCAGACGGGUGUAGGUCCUCUCCCUGUUGUGCUGUUCAAUGGGAUGCCUUUUCAAAAAGAUCAGCUGGAUCCUGAUGACCUAGAAACCGUGACAAUGCACAAAAUCCUGGAAACCACAAGCCUCUUCCAGCGAGCCGUGUACUUGGGCGAAUUAUCUAAUGAUCAAGAUGUAGUUGAAUACAUCAUGAACCAGCCUAAUGUUGUUCCCAGAAUCAAUUCAAGGAUCUUAAUGUCUGACAGAGAGUACUUAGAUUUGACGGCAAUGAAUAACUUCUAUGUGGAUGACUUUGCUAGGUUCACUACGUUGGAAUCCAAAGACAAGACAGCUGCUGUGGCAAACAGCAUGACCUACUUAACAAAGAAAGGAAUGUCUUCCAAGGAAAUCUAUGAUGAUUCUUUUGUUAGACCAGUUACUUUCUGGAUUGUUGGUGAUUUUGAUAAACCUUCAGGGAGGCAAUUGUUGUAUGAUGCAAUUAAACAUCAGAAAUCCAGCAAUAACGUCCGAAUUAGCAUGAUUAAUAACCCCAGUGAAGAUCCAAACAGCAAGAAUACGCUUGUUGCUAAGGCCAUAUGGGCAGCUCUGCAGACACAAACUUCAAAUAAUGCCAAGAAUUUCAUCACCAAAAUGGCAAAGGAAGAAAUUGCAAAGGCACUUGAGGCAGGAGCUGACAUCUUAGAAUUUGCAGUUGGGGGUAUGGAUAUCAAUAUUUUCAAAGAAGCCUAUGAAUCUCCCAAAGUGGAUUUUAUUCUGUCCCAUGCUGUAUACUGCAGAGAUGUUCUGAAGCUGAAGAAGGGGCAGAGGGCUGUGAUCAGCAAUGGAAGGAUUAUUGGCCCAUUAGAGGAUGGUGAGAUGUUUAAUCAGGAUGAUUUCCACCUCCUUGAGAAUAUCAUACUGAAGACAUCAGGACAGAAAAUCAAAUCCCAGAUUCAGCAGCUGGGAUUUGAGGAAGAUCUUGCAAGUGACUUGGUAAUGAAAGUGGACGCUCUUCUCUCUGCUCAACCAAAAGGAGAGGCAAGGAUUGAAUAUCAUUUUUUUGAAGAACGAUACAGCGCAGUUAAAUUGAGACCAAAAGAGGGUGAGACAUACUUUGAUGUUGUGGCUAUUGUUGACCCUGUCACCAGAGAAGCUCAAAGACUUGCUCCAUUACUUCUGGUUUUGAACCAAUUGAUAAAUAUGAACCUAAGAGUGUUUAUGAACUGCCAGUCCAAACUUUCUGACAUGCCUCUCAAAAGCUUUUAUCGUUAUGUUCUGGAGCCAGAGAUUUCUUUCACAGCAGAUAACAACUUUGCUUCUGGACCAAUUGCCAAGUUUUUGGAUAUGCCUCAGUCCCCGCUGUUCACUUUGAACCUAAAUACUCCUGAGAGCUGGAUGGUGGAAUCUGUUAGAACCCCAUAUGACCUUGAUAACAUUUACUUGGAGGAGGUGGAUAAUGUUGUAGCUGCAGAAUAUGAAUUGGAGUAUCUGCUUCUGGAAGGACACUGCUAUGAUAUUACUACUGGACAGCCACCUCGGGGACUCCAGUUUACACUGGGAACUUCAACCAGUCCUGUCAUUGUUGAUACCAUUGUUAUGGCCAACUUGGGUUACUUCCAGCUAAAAGCCAAUCCUGGUGCAUGGACUCUAAGACUCAGAAAGGGCAGGUCUGAGGAUAUCUACAGAAUCUACAGCCAUGAUGGUACAGACUCUCCCCCUGAAGCUAAUGAAGUUAUUGUUGUUCUCAACAACUUCAAGAGCAAAAUUAUUAAAGUGAAGGUUCAGAAAAAACUGGACAUGAUGAAUGAAGAUUUACUAAGUGAUGGUACCAAUGAGAAUGAAUCUGGAUUUUGGGAAUCUCUCAAAUGGGGAUUCACAGGAGGACAAAAGAAUGAAGAUGUGAAACAGGAUAAAGAUGAUGUACUAAAUAUAUUCUCUGUGGCUUCAGGACACCUAUAUGAAAGAUUCCUCCGCAUAAUGAUGUUGUCUGUGCUGAAACACACUAAGACUCCUUUAAAAUUUUGGUUUCUGAAGAAUUACUUAUCACCUACGUUCAAGGAGUUCAUACCGUACAUGGCAGAGAAGUACAAUUUCCAGUAUGAGCUUGUCCAGUAUAAAUGGCCACGAUGGCUUCAUCAGCAAACAGAGAAGCAGCGUAUCAUCUGGGGUUACAAGAUCCUCUUUCUAGAUGUGCUCUUCCCAUUAGCUGUUGAUAAAAUCCUAUUUGUGGAUGCUGAUCAGAUUGUGCGCACAGAUCUAAAGGAAUUAAGAGAUUUCAAUCUAGAGGGUGCUCCUUAUGGAUAUACUCCAUUCUGUGAUAGUCGAAGAGAAAUGGAUGGCUACAGAUUCUGGAAAUCGGGAUACUGGGCAAGUCACUUAGCUGGAAGAAAAUAUCAUAUCAGUGCUCUGUAUGUUGUGGAUCUGAAGAAGUUCAGAAAGAUAGCAGCUGGAGACCGACUCAGAGGACAAUAUCAGGGUCUUAGUCAGGAUCCUAACAGUCUGUCUAACCUUGAUCAGGAUUUGCCUAACAACAUGAUCCACCAGGUGCCCAUUAAAUCACUCCCACAGGAGUGGCUUUGGUGUGAAACAUGGUGUGAUGAUUCCUCAAAGAAGAGAGCAAAAACCAUUGAUCUGUGUAAUAACCCAAUGACCAAAGAGCCCAAGCUGCAGGCAGCAAUGCGUAUAGUUCCAGAAUGGCAGGACUAUGAUCAAGAAAUCAAACAGCUCCAUAGUCGCUUCCAGAAAGAAAAAGAAACAGGAACACCAGCUAAGAUGACAGGACAGCACACACAAGAUCCAGCAGCACAUGUGGAAUUAUGAUCCAUGGAGGGGGAAAAAAAGUCAAAUUAGACUGUUUCAUAGACAAUUUUUAUAUUGAAAGCUAGUUUUUUUCUGGUAUGUCUGCAAAACUGCUGAAUAAUUGAAUGGGAUGAUGUAUGCAUUUUUAUUACUUGCCUUUGGGUUAAUUUCUGCAUAUGAAAUAGGAUCUGGAUUGCUGGAAUUAGCAUUACUGUUUUUUGCACCUGUGGUGGAAAUGAAAGAGUCCAUGAUGGAAUUUAGCAUUUCAGAAACAAGACUUCAAAAUCCACUGGAAAAGCUGCAGCCUGUUCCUCCAGCUGUCGCUACCUCCACCCCGAUCAAGAUUCUAUUAGCCUCAGCUCUAACUUGAGAGAGCCUGGAAAACGCAGACCCACUGAGCAGUUGGCUAGAACGUAAGUCCUUACCUCAACUGAUGGAGAUGGUUUUCCAGCUAACAGUAAGGCUCAGAUUCAUGCCUUAAAUUGGGAUAACGUUUCAUCUGCAAGUUUUCAAAAUGGUCAAGAAUGCUUGUCAGAUUUGUUCCGUGUGCCCCUUUUUUGUAAUAAAUCUACCACUACUUAGCAUUACUUAGUGUGAAACUACCACAGUCUAUUCAAAUGACCGUCAUCUAAGCUUGCAAAAUGAGCAGAGUGUUGAAGUUGACAGUUCAGUUUAUCCUAGGCCCUCUGACUUGAAACAAGACUGCCCUCCUUCCUUCCCCCUCAAAGUCUAAAUCAAUCUGCAAAAGUGGUAGGGCCUUACUAUUGCUGUAGUUCACUGAUUCAUGAAUGUGUUUUGUUUAGAAAAAUCUGUGGAAGCUUGGAAGAUUAUCAUGUAAAUUUCAUUAACUUUAUUUUUCCUCAGAGGUGUUGUCACAUCAAUAAAAACUUUGGAGUUCUUAGGUCUUAAGCUCUAGUUCACACUCAGUCCUUUGCUCUUCCUUUUUGCUUGCACAUAGUACAGUCCUAAUGGGACUUUUGGGUCUCUGAACACUUUACCUGCAUUUGUUUUUACUUAAUGCACAGACAAAACCUUUUGCUCCAAGGAUUAAUUACCUUGGGCUACUUCAAUAAUUCUCACUCAUGUCUUAAUUUUUAAAGAAGAUACUGCAAUAGUUCCAUUCUAUGAACACAGAUUAAAAAAAAAAACCACCUAAGACCCUCUUCCCUUCUCCUUUCCCCUCACUCUACAUGAUUACUGCCUGCUAUCUAGAACACUGAGAAGAGUUAACAUUGGAAUACUUCUUUAGUUAUAUAUUUUAAAGAAAAGUGAAAUCCAGACUGGAGGCUAGUUUAUUUCAACUCCUCAUGUUUUUCUACAGGUAAGUGUUCUGUGCCGUAAGGGUUUCCCACUAAAGAUAAUCCUGAGUUAAGAUGAUCUAGAAUUAUUACAUACAUACAUACAUCAGAUAAAUGGUUGAGAGAUCUGAUAGUGGUUGCAGUAUUCAAACUAUUCAUAGGGCAAUGCUAGUACUAAGCAGCUCUUCGGCCAGCUCAGAGGAACACCCAAACCUCCUAAACUGAAUUCAUGAAGAGCACAUUAAAAGAAACAGCCAGGGUCCCUUAAAUGCACGUUACUGACCUUGUCAACAGCGCCAGUAAACUAAUCAGUGACACUGCACAUACUUAGAUACCAGAAGUGGGUGGCUCUAGAAAGGUAGAGGAAAGGGCAGUUCAUAUCUCCCCUUCUCUAGAGAGCAAAGCUAUGCAAACAUGAGGGGCUGGAUUUCAAGCCAUGAACUUACUGAGUAUGAAUUAUCAGAUUGGUAUUUUCCACUUUGUCUGUAGAUACUUAAAUUCAAAUAGUCUCCCUGAUACUCUGCAACUAACAAGUGGCUGAUGCUUCCUGUCAAAACAGUGCUAGUUAAGGCUCAGCAGACUUAUAGUAGAAGGAAUUUUUCCAGUGUAAGAAGCAAUAAUGUAGCUGUCAAAUUAAACUGUCAUUACAUACUAUGUUAAUUAGCCCCUUUUUAAGCAGAUGUAAACAACACAUGUAAGACUACUUUUUCCUCUGUUCAGCUCUCAACCACUUCUGCCUCGCUGGAGCAUGCAGAAUGGCACGCGAUCAGGUGGGCAGCAGCUGUACCCAACAGUUUCAUCCAGGGAUGGCCCAGGGCAGCAGAGGAAGAUUACUUAGGACAGUGCUUGGGUGGGGGAAAGUCUGCCCAGGCCUUCAGAACAAGAAAAGUGCAAGUUUUCUGCACAAGACUCUCCCCUAUCUAAAGCAGUAUUUGGCUUCAGCUUUUUUUCCCCAAAUAUUAUUAGUAGCCAGAAGAUUCAGAAUAAAGUAGCCUGUCAAAGUCUGCACAAUAUUUACAAUGCCUUGUUUGGAAUUGUAUAGAAAGAGAAUUUUUAAAAAAAACUAAAUGUGUCAAUUACAGAUUUUUUUUUUAAUUAUGCUCUUCUCACUUCAUUUUAUAGUUCAAGUAUGCACUUCACCCAUACCCCACUUUUUUUUUCUGAAUUUUAAAAUUUAGCAAGCUCUUUCUCCUGUCAUUUGUUCUCUCUCGCUAACAGAGACCAUGCUCUUGUUCAGCUCUGCUAAUCUAACCCAUAACUGAUACAGAAACAAACCAGAAACAUACACAUCAUGAGACUUUGUACCUAAUACUCCUUUUGUAGUACCCUGUAAGAGUCCUGUACCUAUUCUCAAGUACAUUAUAAAAUGCAUGUGGUACUAAUCAUUCUGAAUAUGAAAUACCAGAGUUUUUCUGGGAACCACUAUUUAUUUGUGCAAAAGAAGAACAAUCAUAUAGCAGCCAGCCUAAAGAGGAGACUAUGCACUUAUUUCGGAUCGGUGGGUACCCUUGUCUGUAGUCCUUAACUAGGCCUUGAAAGAAAAUCUUUAGAGAGCUGCAUCUGGAAAGCACCUUGGAGUUAAGACUAUUACCGAAAUAGAGCCACUUCUGAUCAUACUGCUGGUGGCCUGUGUUCCUGUAAGCCAGUAAGACUGAUACGAAAGACAGGAAAUUGUGAUUAAAGAGGUUGUAACACAAUUUUAGAUCCCCGGUUGGUCUAGAAAGGCCAUGUCUUUAGUAAAGUGAUGGCUCUGGUCCAGAUGCUCUGAUAUAACAGGCUUGUGGAAGUUAUGUUGGUCAAAAGGUCACAUGGCAAGAAAAGAAACAGUACUUUAUUUUAAAAGGAAGAUUUCACUGCCUUACUUUCCAGAAAACAGAGAAGUAUGAAGUAUGUUCUUAAGAUUACUCUUUCAUUUAGCUGUUGGGGGGGGAUUUGCUGUAAAACAAGGCAAUGAAAGGGGUGGGAUGUGUACAAAGGAGAAAGAAUUUAGUUACAAUCUUAGGAACCAAAACCUUUUUAUAAACUGUUUUGCAUGACCACUUCUUCUGUAAUCUGUUCAGGAAUAUACCAUACCUGAGUGUGGUGCUGAUAGCUAUGGGGAGCUACUUGCUACCAAGUGUUACCUGAAAUGAGAUUACAGUGAAUUUCCCAGUACAGUGACAACAAUAAGAUCUGUCUAACAUAAUAAAGACUUUUCUGUUCUUUA
Messenger RNA from Dromaius novaehollandiae (emu), 8296 nucleotides. It is a transcript of the gene UGGT1, whose product is annotated as UDP-glucose glycoprotein glucosyltransferase 1. The transcript is spliced from 42 exons. Gene Ontology annotation, molecular function: UDP-glucose:glycoprotein glucosyltransferase activity. Lineage: Eukaryota; Metazoa; Chordata; Aves; Casuariiformes; Dromaiidae. Bases 218 to 4813 code for a protein of 1531 amino acids. The record is from RefSeq and is a predicted model, not a curated record. Gene Ontology annotation, cellular component: endoplasmic reticulum.